GAGGGGAAGCUAAUGAACACAAUACGGACCAACCUACAGAGAGCCUUACCGAGUGGAGAUCUACUUCUGGGUGUGACCAAGGUCCGCAGCAUGCUGAUCAAAGAUGUGACAGUCCCAACAGGGGCCAGCAUCCGCAUCAAUAAUGGCCACGACUUCGAUGCAUCAUCGCCGGAGGACAUGAGGCGACGUCUGAAUGCCGUUCUUGAUCAGGACUUCUCAUAUCAUCUCCUCAAUCUCAACUGUGAGCACUUUGCCACCUUUGUACGCUACGGGAAAGCUGUGUGCAACCAGAUUCCUUUCAAAGCCAGCGAGUGUGAGGAGGCAACCAAAACCUUCCAGGAAACUGUCAACUCAUGGCAAGUUUAUUUAUAUAUCGCACCUUUGAGAAACAAGGCAAUUCAAAGUGCAUCACACAAGACAUGGAGAGCAUCAUGACAAAGAAAAAAAGAAACAUUAAAUUAGAACAUUAAAAAAAAUCAGUAAACAAACCAGCAACAAUCAC
Messenger RNA from Labrus mixtus (cuckoo wrasse), 502 nucleotides. RefSeq names its product phospholipase A and acyltransferase 1-like. The transcript has 2 exons. The coding region runs from base 13 to 435 and encodes 140 amino acids. The record is from RefSeq and is a predicted model, not a curated record. Gene Ontology annotation, molecular function: A2-type glycerophospholipase activity; glycerophospholipid phospholipase A1 activity. Gene Ontology annotation, cellular component: cytoplasm. Gene Ontology annotation, biological process: N-acylphosphatidylethanolamine metabolic process. Lineage: Eukaryota; Metazoa; Chordata; Actinopteri; Labriformes; Labridae.